Calliphora vicina (urban bluebottle blowfly) is the source of this 833-nucleotide messenger RNA. Its product is annotated as tetraspanin-6-like. The coding region runs from base 71 to 805 and encodes 244 amino acids. The transcript is spliced from 5 exons. NCBI's taxonomy places the organism in Eukaryota, Metazoa, Arthropoda, Insecta, Diptera, Calliphoridae. The record is from RefSeq and is a predicted model, not a curated record. Gene Ontology annotation, cellular component: plasma membrane.
AUAUAACUUUUGCGUUUGUUUUACGCUUCAAUAAAAUUACAUACGAAAAAAAAAAUUAAAUAAAAAAAAGAUGAAUUAUUAUUACAAUAACAACGAUCGCUAUGUUUCGUAUCCCUGUGUACGAGCUUUACUAAUGCUCUUUAACAUUGCAUUUUGGAUAUCUGGUUUAUCGUUGAUAUGGAUUGGUAUUUGGAUGCAAACAGAUUUUCAAAAUUAUCUACAAAUCAAUUCAGCCUAUUCGGAUCAAGCCCCCUACGUUUUGCUGAUAAUCGGCGCUAUAAUAGUGUUUGUAAGCUCACUGGCUUGCUCUUGCAUUGUCAAAGUACAAUCGUCAAUGUUAGUUGUUUACGGUGGAUUUUUGAUAACAAUGCUAUUUUCGCUAAUUUCGUUAUCUGUCUAUGUCUACACUUAUAAAGAUGAAUUAUUGAAUGGCGUCUCGAGCGGCAUAAGCAAUCAAAUCGAAAAUUAUGAUCAUCAACAUCCAACGAAUUCUGCAAACAUAAUGGAUUUCAUUCAAAGAAGUUUACAAUGUUGCGGCAAUGAAAGUUUUCUUGACUGGCCUCAGAACUCUGUACCAUCCUCAUGUUUCCGAUCACAAAGAUCGAGUGUUCACAAAACAACGACAGAUGCCAAUAAUGUAUAUGAAAUUGGUUGUUUAUAUAAAUUGAGAAAUUUAAUCAACACUAAUUUUACCACAGUGGGCGUGGCGACAUCCGCGAUUGCUCUAUUUCCUCUGUUCGGUUCUAUUUUAUCGCUCGGUCUGUCAAUGAUGUACAAAAAAGGCGGAUACGAAAUUAUUAUAUAAAAAUAAACAUAAUUUUAUUAAAACACAA